AUGAAUGAGAGUAUGAUAGACUUAAAUGAAGAAUUGCCUAUUCAGACACCUAGUAAGCCAGUUUCUAGGAUGCCUUCUAAAGUGCACGACAAAAACAUCCAGGGGAAUGUAGAAGAGAUGAUGGAUUGUGAAUCAACUUUGGCGGCGGACUCACAGGAUGCUGAGCGGAAUGCAGAUGAUACUGCCAUGACAUUAAAAGAUAGGCAUUUGGAUAUCAUUGCCAUGAAUGUUAAUAAUACUAUUCAAGAGCUUAAUAAGAUAUAUAGCCAAAUCGGUUAUUCCACAACGGAAAUAUCAAUAAAGAAGUCUGAAAUAUUUACAGUAAUUGAAGAUACCAUAAGCAACUUCACUUCUAGUUUACAACGGGAGAAAAAUAAUAUUGAAAACGAAUGUGAAUGGUUACGACAACAAAUCCGAAUAAUAUUGGCUAUGGUUAAUGAUAAUAAUGGUGAAAAAUCUCUAUCGUUAAUUGAAAGAGGCAUAGUAUUCAGCAAUAGGGCAAUGUACGAACAAGGAUACAAGGAUGAUAUACUAGCUAAGUUGGCCAAUAUACAAAAUAGGAAACAAAAUUUUUAUGCAAAUUCUCCGUUCAAUAUUACUUCUACUGGAAUUCCACAAACAGAUUUCUCAUUUGAAAGUCAAUACGAAUAUAUGCUUAAUAAUAUCCCCGAGUUAUCGUUGUUGCAGCUUAAGAAUAAAUUGAAUUCCACCUUUCUAGAAGUAUUGAAGAUUUUUAUAAAGUGUUUCAAAAGAUUAAAUGAUCAAACAAUCAUAUACUUAGAUUUACAUGAUGCAAUCGGAGAAUUCUAUUCACCUGAUGCUAAAGUAAUGGUAUUAAAAACUUUGCCAACGAGAGAAGAAGCAGAGCAACAUAAGGCAUUGAUAGAACAAUUUGAGUCGACUAUUAAGUAUCUCAAAUUAUCAAAGAAGGAUUCUAAGGUUGAGCCAAUAAUGAAUUUAAAGAGCAAAAACAAUGAUGAGUUUGCAGUAAUAAUAUCCAGUCCUCGCAAAACAGAUGCAAAAACCAAUAACACGGCCCAAAAUACGGUCAAUAGCCAUACAGAAAAUACAGAAUCGAAUACCGAGAACCCAAUGAAUCAAUUACGAGAUUUAAACUAUAAAAUUGUGAGAGUGAUACGAAGUUUGAAGUUCACGAAAAUCACUAAUGAAUUUUUGUCUAGCAUUCAGACAGAAAUAGAACACUGUGAAAUUGAAUUUAAUAAUAGGAAGAAUCAAAUGAAACAAAUAAUAAAUAAGUGCUUCGAACAUAUAACCAUUUUGAAUUUGAAUGAAGAGCAGAUCAUUAAUAUUCAAAAGAAAUGCGAUAUAACAAAUGGUAAAAAUGGCUCAACGGGCAGUGAUGGAUAUUUUGACAUAGAAACUCUCAAAUUCAUACAGACGAAUCCCAAAGAGUUUGGUCUUAACGACAACCAUUUAAACUUCGUGGGAAAAUUUGGUGAUGUAUUGCAAAAGAUUAGAGAUGCGAAACAAAUGAAAUGGGACUAUUAUUUAACAUCCUGCCAGUCUUUGUGGGCUAAAUUAGGAGAAAGUAAUGACUAUAUCUCCAAUUUCUUGAAUGCGAAUAGUUCCUUGACAGAUAUUUCAUUAAUGAAUUUCAAAAUGGAAUUAAAUAGAUUAUACAUGAGGCGGUCUGAAUUCAUUGAGAAUUUUAUAAUUGACAGCAGAAUGGAGAUCGAAGAGUUAUGGAAUAAAAUGCAUUUUGCUGAUGACCAAAGAAAAUUCUUCAAACAUUAUAAUUAUGAUGUUCAUGAUGAUGAUUUAGACAAGGAAACUGUUUUGAAUGAACACGAGGAAGAGUUGACCCGAUUAAAAAAGGAGUAUGAAUCUAAAGAAAAUAUUUUAAAAAUGUAUACCCAGCUAAAUGAUUUGAUCAAAGAUCAAAAUUUCUUGAAAGAUUCUUCUAAAGAUUCAUCUAGAUUAUUAAGUAAGAAUUCAUGUAAAAUAUUACUCAACGAAGAAAAGAUAAGGAAAAAGAUAAUCAAGAAUAUGCCAAAAUUGAUUGAGAGCUUGAAAGCUGAUGUUAUCAAGUACAACCACGAGCAGUUGAAUUGUGGGAAUAAACCUUUCACAAUAAAUGGGGAGGACUUUUUUGAAAAGCUAUUAAUUAUUGAAACAGAACAAAUGAACCAAGGCACCAAUAGAAGCUCAAGGAAUAAGUUCCGUAAUAAUAUGUCAGAGUCACCAAAAAAGACAAAUAACUACACUCGAUCGUCGCCAUUAAAACCUACAGGUAGAUCGCCAACGAUACAGACUAAAGGCGGCCAAGCUACUUCUUCUAUGAAUAGGACGAAAGGACCUGCAACAUAUGCAAGAAAAUCUCCUUUAAAGGUUUCGCCUUUGAGAAACCAGCAGGCAAUUAAAAAGUCAAUUAACAAGCACACUAAGCUGAUUCCCCCAAGGUCAUUUGGUACCAUUCAACAGAAUAGUAAAUUUGCUCAUGCAAUAAAUAUGAGUUUGAGUAGUCAUAGUGACUCGACAUCAGUCUCGAGUCUCGAAAGUCCAAUUAGAGCCGCUUCAAGAACAAACUCAAAUAUGACGAAAUUUAUGGAUGCACAUUUACAACCAUUAAAUUCACCCUUAACUUUCAAUAACGACGAGACAACUCGAAUAUUUCAUGACAACGAUGACAUCACGAACCAUUCAAAUAUAUCUAAGUUAUCUCCAUUAAGAUUUAACACUUCGUUCAAUAUAGAUAAUGCUAUUAACAAUAGGUCCGAAAGAGCCGAUUUUACACCAACACAAAAAUAUGGAUUUAUUGAUAGUUCAUAUAUUGAUGACAGAGAGAACAAAGAUAUAAAGAUGAAUAAAUAUGCCUUAUCUCCCAUAAAGGUUAUAGCCAUAGACGAAGAAGAUAAAGAGAAUGAAGACGUGAAUGCGAAAACUUCAAAGAAUAUGACUUGCGAUAGUUCCACAAUUAUUGGAGAUGACUAUCAAGCAUGGAGAGACGAAAGAAUACGACAACUAAAUAGCUUAGCUUAA
This is a messenger RNA of Debaryomyces fabryi, 3000 nucleotides long. It is a transcript of the gene ASE1, whose product is annotated as Ase1p. Gene Ontology annotation, biological process: microtubule cytoskeleton organization; mitotic spindle midzone assembly. Gene Ontology annotation, molecular function: microtubule binding. Gene Ontology annotation, cellular component: cytoplasm; spindle; mitotic spindle midzone. Lineage: Eukaryota; Fungi; Ascomycota; Pichiomycetes; Serinales; Debaryomycetaceae. The transcript has a single exon. Bases 1 to 3000 code for a protein of 999 amino acids. The record is from RefSeq and is a predicted model, not a curated record.